GGGAAUUGAACCCACGUCUCCCACAUUGGAGGCGAGAAUUCUACCACUGAACCAGCACUGCACUGAUUAAGAGUAGAUCCUUUAUUCACCAUGGGUGGUAUUUUCUCUUCUCCUUCUCAUAAUGAACAACACCAAAAUUUGCUUUCCAGUAUGGAUGAGUAUUUUAAGAAUUUCAAGACGGAAAACAAAAUCCUCUCUGAGGAAACCAUCAAUUUGAUCAAGUCAAACUUGGAAAAAGGUUACAUUGAUAAUGUGAGUACUGUACUUGAUAAGGCACUAAAAGAAAUUGAUAGUGCCCCACUGAAUAUUGCUGUGACAGGGGAAUCUGGUACAGGAAAGUCCAGCUUCAUCAAUGCCCUGAGAGAAGUUCGGUGUGGAGAAGAAAAUGCGGCCCCCACCGGUGUGGUAGAGACGACCAAGAAGCCAAUUUCAUACGAACACCCACGGUUUCCCAAUGUGAAAUUUUGGGACUUGCCUGGCAUUGGGACCACUAAUUUCCAACCACAGUAUUAUCUGCAGAGAGUAAAAUUUGUUGAGUACGACUUCUUUAUUAUCGUUUCUGCUACACGCUUCAAAGAUAAUGAGGCACAACUUGCCACAGCCAUUAAAAGUAUGAAAAAAAAUUUCUACUUUGUUAGAAGCAAGGUGGACAUCGAUUUAUAGAAUGAACAGCGAAAUAAACCGAAGAACUUUGAAAGAGAAGAAAUCCUGCAGCAGAUCCGAGACAAUUGCUCGCUCUGUUUUGAGAAGAUUAAGAUGGAUGUACCACAAAUCUUCUUGGUCUCCAGCAAUGAUGUAUCUAAGUAUGAUUUCCCAACCCUGACAGACACCCUAUUAAAAGAUCUCCCUGCUCAAAAGCGCCAUAUUUUAAUGCUUUCCCUGCCCAGUGUUACUGAGGAAGCCAUUGAAAUAAAGAGGAAUUCUCUGAGGCAGAAGAUCUGGCUGGAUGCCUUGAAGGCUGGUGUGUUGGCCACUUUGCCUAUGGUGGGCAUCAUCAAUGAUAAUGAUGUAAAGAAGCUGGAGGCAAGUUUAAAGGAAUAUCGAGUUCUAUUUGGGGUGGAUGAUAUUUCUCUGCAAAAUUUGGCUGAGGAUUUGCAAGUGCCUGUGGAGCAACUCCAGGCAAUCAUUGAAUCUCCAACUUUGUUGGAAAAAAAGGAAGAUAAAUCAAUACGGGAAACGCUUUUGAAAUGUUUGGAGAAGUUCUGCUCAGCUAAUGGAGGUCUCCUUGCUACAGGUCUUUACUUUAGAAAAAACUUCUAUUUGCAAUAUCAUUUCCUUGAUAUAGUGACCAAUGAUGCUAAAAUUCUGCUUAAAAAGACAUUUUCAGAAAAGAAGCUGAUGUCUCAUUAGAAUAAUACCAUCUGAAAGUUGAAUUUCAAUUCAUGAAGAAAAAAUUUUGCAAUGUAGAUCCCUAAACAAUGUACUGGGCGUGUUGAUGAGCCAAGCCUUCAAUUCAUCCUUAAUUAUUGCAUGUCCGUGUUAGCUGAGCCCUGGGUAGACCACAGAUAAAUACCAUUCAUCCACUUUUAAUAAACUGCCGCGUCUGAUUAUUCUCUUUUUAUAAAAUGACUAAUCAACUUCUAAGAAUCCUACUGAGUCAGAUUCUUUCCUGGGAUAAUAAAGGAAAAAUCUGUAAUUCUGUGCUGAGAGGUGAAGCAUUGUUCCCAUCUGCUUGAGUAAGGGUUGAACCUAGUGACUAGCUUCUAACAAUAGAGAGUGGAAAGGAAAAAUUUUGACUUUAUUCACCAGUGACCAAGUUUAAAAUAAACGGUAAUAGGCCAUAUUAAUCUCGUGUGUCCCCUGAUAUGAUGUGAUGGAAAGUGCGCACCACUCCUGUGGUAUCCUUCCUCAAAAUUCAUAAUUUCUUCCGAUCAUGAGAAAACAAACCAAGAAUUCUAUAAAAUACAUGACCAGUACUCUCGGAAAUUGUCAAAUUCAUGGGGGGGGGUGUGUGGAAAAAAGACACAGAAACUUUACAAACCCAAUCAGAUGAAAGAGACAUGAUAACUAAAAUGCAAUUUGGUUUCCAAGAUUGGAUCCUGACACAGACAAAAAACAGUGGAAAAACAGAUGAAAUCCACAGUUAUCUUUCAACUCCCUCCACCCUGUGAAUCAGCAGAGAUGUAGAGACAGGUGGGGAAAGAAGGGGACACUUGCCCCUUGGGCACAAGUCCAAAGGGGUGCCAGACGAAUUGCAGAAUGACAUUCCAAUGCACCACAAAUAUGAAGGACACCUGACUGAGGUUGCUGGACAAGAGGGAGAAAGGCAUUUCUGCUGACGGGUGGCCAGUAUCAACGUCUAUGCGUCUUGAAACUGGGGGGGGUGCGGGUGAAGGGGGCAACUUAGAGAUUGCCCCUGGGCACUUGUUACC
This is a messenger RNA of Trichechus manatus latirostris (Florida manatee), 2372 nucleotides long. RefSeq names its product interferon-inducible GTPase 1-like. NCBI's taxonomy places the organism in Eukaryota, Metazoa, Chordata, Mammalia, Sirenia, Trichechidae. The record is from RefSeq and is a predicted model, not a curated record. Gene Ontology annotation, biological process: cellular response to interferon-beta; defense response. Gene Ontology annotation, molecular function: GTPase activity; GTP binding. The transcript has 2 exons. Gene Ontology annotation, cellular component: endoplasmic reticulum membrane.